Helianthus annuus (common sunflower) is the source of this 1445-nucleotide messenger RNA. Its product is annotated as mitogen-activated protein kinase kinase kinase ANP1. Gene Ontology annotation, molecular function: ATP binding; protein kinase activity. The coding region runs from base 325 to 1401 and encodes 358 amino acids. The transcript has a single exon. Gene Ontology annotation, biological process: protein phosphorylation. NCBI's taxonomy places the organism in Eukaryota, Viridiplantae, Streptophyta, Magnoliopsida, Asterales, Asteraceae. The record is from RefSeq and is a predicted model, not a curated record.
ACAAUCUAAUUUGUAGAACAGAUUACCAAACCUGUCACAGGCCAGUGAGUGAGGGCGGUUUCCGGCAACCGGCAACCGGGACACCGCUCCACCACCCUAGUUUGCCACCUUUCAUGUAACACCGGCCUGGCCUCAACUCUAAUGUCCUAACACCCUACAUAUGUAAAUCUAUCUUCUUCUCUUUGAGGUUGUAUAAUUAUAUAAUCUGUAAAAACUUAAUUUAUCCGCAAUUGGAAUAUCACGAAUUACGCGUUAAGAAUCGAAGAAAAACGCGAAGAAAAGUCAAUCUUCAAAGCUGAGAAGAGAGGGGAAUAACAAGAACAAAUGUCGGGAAAUGGCGAGUUGUCGCCAUCUUUUCUGCCCGGAGAAUGGGAUCGUGGCAAAAUGAUCGGAUCGGGAUCGUUCGGGGUUGUUCAUUUGGCAAUCAACAAAUCUAACGGCUCACUUUUUGUGGUGAAAUCUUCUGAUUCUCAGGAGGGGAAUCAGUCCCUUGAGAAUGAAGCUAAGAUUCUCGAGGGACUGGAUUCCCCUCACAUUGUACAAUGCCUUGGGAAACACGUUUCUUUUGGGGAGAACGGGCAUCCGAAAAUAAAUCUCUUCAUCGAGUACAUGGCAGCUGGGAGUCUUGGUGAUGUUAUGGAAAAACUCGGAGGAAAACUUGACGAACAAGUCAUCCGUGCGUACACCCGAGAAAUCCUUAAAGGGUUGAAGUAUCUCCACGAUAUAGGAAUUGUCCAUGGAGAUGUCAAGUCUCAAAAUGUGCUUUUGGGUUCAUGUGGAAACAUUAAAUUAGCCGAUUUUGGUUGUGCAAAACAACCAAAAUCGAACACGGGGCCCACCAAUCAGAGGUCUCUUCGUGGGACCCCAUUAUGGAUGGCCCCGGAAGUCCUUAGAAACGAGGGAUUGGAUUUUUCAGCUGACAUUUGGUCUUUAGGGUGCACCGUUAUCGAAAUGGCAACAGGCAAAACUCCUUGGGGUGAACUCGGGGCCUCGAAUCUAAUGGCCGCAGUUUUAAAGAUAGCAUCAAGUAACGAGAGGCCCUCGUUUCCUAAAGGGUUCUCAAAUGACGGUUUGGAUUUUCUUAGAAAGUGUUUGGUGAGAAUACCGGAAAAGAGAUCGACGGUCGAUGAACUUCUAGAUCAUCCGUUCCUUAAUGGGGAAACAGAGAGUAAAAACAUGCAACAAAAACACUUUCAUGAAUAUUCGCCUAUGAGUGUUCUGGAUAUCGGGCUAGAUGAUGACAGUUAUGAGUCGGAGGAGUCAGAUGGGUUGGUGGAGACAAAGCUAGCAAGUAAAAUACCAUUUUCGGUUAGGCGUUACGAAAAGAGAGGGUCUUCUCGAAAGCAAUGUACGGAAAAUGAGACGGCGUCACAAGAAAAUUGGGUCACGGUUAGGAGUUAGAAAGAAAGAUUGUUUCUACGGUUGAUGAUUGAGAUGUAUGAUUG